AUGAGUAAAAUAACAGUCUCUAGUUUGUUCUUUCUGGUUUUAAUACGUUUCUCUCUGUACGGUCUGGAUCAGUCAGUUAAGUUUCAACUGGCUUAUAGUCCAAUUGUCACUAGCAACCAGAAGACAAAAAUAUGUUUCAAUGAUUCCAUGAGUCUUGUCCUGAAGGUAAAGGCCGCCUCGAACCUGGAUUGCAUCCGUAGAUGCAUGCAAGCAACUAACAACAAUUUAAGAGGAAUCAACUUCAGGAAACCAGAAAAAACCUGUACAUGUGUUCCAAAAGUAAACAUCAUAUACACAGUAACAGCGAUCUUAACAGCAGGAUGUCAGGCUUUUGUCACUCAUGACUGCCCACCAAAAUUUGAAUACGUCGUUGAGAACCACAGAUGUUACUACCUUCAACCAAAUACAAACACCUGGAAUAAUUCCAGGACUUUGUGCAACAACCUACUAAACUCUCACCCUGUUGUGAUUAAUGAUACCGUUGAAAUGACUGCCAUUCAAUCGUACCUAAAUACUAAAAAUUUCAGUUUUGCCUGGUCUGCAAUGUAUCGUACCAACAUCAGUGGGAUUAGCGAACUACUUUGGGGACCUUAUCCAGGUCAAAAUUAUCCGGUCAGCAUUUCCUACUUGUGUUCAUAUUGCCCAAGAACAUUCAGUGACGGCUACUGUAUGGAAUUCUUCAGUGGUUAUUAUGGGCUGUAUGAUUUCCCAUGUUUGGAUAGUGAUAAUGUUCUAUGUGAGAUUGAUAUAAAAUGGUGA
This is a messenger RNA of Helobdella robusta, 759 nucleotides long. RefSeq lists its product as hypothetical. NCBI's taxonomy places the organism in Eukaryota, Metazoa, Annelida, Clitellata, Rhynchobdellida, Glossiphoniidae. Bases 1 to 759 code for a protein of 252 amino acids. The record is from RefSeq and is a predicted model, not a curated record. The transcript is spliced from 5 exons.